UCUGGAAGCUGCAUCCCUGCAUAAAAUCUAAAAGUGAAAGACGUUAUCUCGGUCAGCUUCCAAGAGGCCGUUGGAAAAGGACUGUCACGUGACAUCGGGUGCCAAUGUUCUUCCAGAAGGUCUUCAGGACCCUGGUAGCCGGUAACGCGAAAUUUGGAAAUGCAGAAAACGACCUACUACGACAAUUCGACGGUAUUCGGGGGUUAUUCUUACCAGGGAGCCAAUGGCUUCGCUUAUGAUGCCCAACCAGCCUUCCAGAGUUCAACACACCUCGACGGCGAUUACCAGAGGUCUGCAUGUUCUCUGCAGUCACUUGGCACCAGCACGUCUACUCAGCAACAACAUGCCAAGACGAAGGAGCUCAAUGGCAGCUGUAUGCGGCCCAGUCUGCCAUCUGAACACCACCCACCACCCCAGGUUUCCCCUCCUGAAAACACUGUGAACCCCACUGGUUCUAGUGCGCCUCAGCAGCCGAGUGGUAGCAGCAAUGGUGGAAGUGGCGGUGGGUGUACGGCCAAAUCUUCAACAAAGUCGUCCACACUUACUCCAAACCAGACCAUAGCUAAGCAGAUCUUCCCCUGGAUGAAGGAUUCACGUCAGAACACCAAGCAAAAAACCAGCUCUCCAAGCUCAAGCUCAGCUAAUGCGGAGAGCAGUGGCGGCGAAAAAAGCCCUCCGGGUUCCGCGGCUUCCAAGAGAGCACGAACAGCUUACACGAGCGCACAGCUAGUGGAACUUGAGAAGGAAUUCCAUUUCAAUCGGUACCUGUGCCGACCAAGACGUGUAGAAAUGGCUAAUCUUCUAAACCUUAGCGAACGGCAGAUCAAGAUUUGGUUUCAAAACCGACGCAUGAAGUACAAGAAAGAUCAAAAGUCAAAAGGCAUGGGUUCCUCCUCAGGGGGACCUUCUCCUACCGGAAGCCCACCCCUUUCAAUGCAGUCCUCUGCCAGUUUUAUGAACUCAAUGCACUCAAUAGGAAGUUAUGAUGCGCCAUCACCGCCAUCUUUCAAUAAACCUCAUCAAAACGCCUAUGCCAUGUCAACAUCUUAUCAAAAUCCAAUGAAAGGUUGCCCCUCACAACAGAAGUACGGCAACACAGGAACAGAAUAUGAUCCACACGGGCUACAUGGUAACAGUGGUAACUACGGGACCCCUAACAUUCAGGGUAGCCCAGUGUACGUGGGAGGAAACUACGUGGAUACCAUGCCUACCACCACCGGACCCUCAAUGUAUGGUCUCAAUCACCUGCCACACCACCAGUCUGCCAGCAUGGACUACAACGGUGCCACACAGAUGUCGGCUAACCAGCACCACGGACCGUGCGAUACACAUCCAACUUACACGGAUCUAUCAGUGCACCAUCCUUCUCAGGGUAGAAUCCAAGAAGCACCCAAGUUGACCCAUCUGUAGCAGGUUUGAGUAAAAAGUAACGGGAAAAAAGAGAACAAAAACAAACCCAUGGGGCGAUGCAAUGGGGUUAAAAAGAUGAUCCAGUGGUUUCUUGUCGACUAUUAAAGCGCAGUCGGUGUCAGUGUUGUUCGUUAAUUUGCGCUUGGACAUAUUCGUUCAAAAGAAAUCACACAACUAAUUUAGAGCGCCCCCAUCCUCACACAGAGACACAAACACACACAGAGACACAGACACAGAGACAGAGUAAACACACACACACACACACACACACACACACACACACACACACACACACACACACACACACAAAUAAGCAAAAGUAAUGCAUAGUAGGUAGGUAGUGUAUGUCAGUGAUCAAUGAGUACAUUUAUUUAUAGUGCUUACUUGUGUGGUAGCCUUUCACGUCAUCAUUGGCAGUUGUGCUCUUUAGUAAUACAGUUGCUUGAGGGUAAAAUCGUAGCGAACUUUUAAUCCGGCAAAUGAAACCACUGGAUUGUUUUUCAUUUACUUCCCUUUUUUUAGACAUAAAACUUUUUUUUAAUUUUUUUAAUUUUUAUUUUUUUUAUAUUUUGAAAACUAACUAGGUCAUGGAUGCACUCUUCCAAUAACAGAAGGCCUGAGUCCAGCAAUACCAAGUUUAGACGGUGCAUUUUAGAAGUGAUAUUAACCAACUGUACUGGAUUUUGGGCCUCCAGGAUUGGAGUUGUGCAUCCUUUGCUUGGUCCUUUUUUAAGCAGUCUACAAUCUUUUUCUUUUUUUUUAAUGAUAUUCUAAGUUGAAGUCUAUUAUCAAACUGCGCUAUUUAAAAGCUACUCCCAAUAACUGACUAAAGUUAGAUAUAAUAUUGAUACAGGGUACAGAACUACAAAAUGUUAGUAAAUACAUAGUCGCCCCUCUUUUAAAAAAAAACUAAACAAUAGUUGUUACUCCCCUCCCUUACCUCCCCUCCCCUCUCCCGCUUACGUUAGAAUACACUAAUGAUAAAGUCUCACAUCAUGUCUUGACUUAACGUGGAAACAGGGUAUAAAUGAACAAAAUGCAUGUCUGGAAUACCAGGCAGCGGUGUAGACGUCUCGGUAUACACCCAAUGCUUUUUUGUCCGGGCAUCAUUUUUGCACUUAGAGUUUACAUUUUGAUGGAUAAGGAAAAGGGUAAAUCUUAUUUUGAAGCGAAAGACCUUCAAUCAGCGUCUUUCGGGAUAUGUGUUCAAAUGAACAUCCAUAAAUAUAUAUUUAUUUGUUAUAGCCAGUCUAAAUACUUUUUGUAUUAUUUAUCCCCUAUGUAUUUAUAUUGAGAGUGUACUUUUUUUAGUAUUUACCUAUUAUGAAGAAAAGACAUUGUGUUUUUGCCAUUGUAACUAAUUUCGUUUAUUGUAUUUUAGAGAUUCGUAGGUUUACGUUAUCCUUGUACAUGGACAACUUGACUAGUACAGGGUGCAAGGGCGGGUAAUCAAACCGUCCCUGCAUAGUCAUGAACUAGACAGUUUAGCAAAACAUUUUUAAACGUUAUUUGUUAUUUGUAGCUAUUUUUAUUUCCUGUUAAGGGUUGACUGUUAAACAAUUCUUUAAUAAAAUGUUAUGUUAUUCAUUUCUA
Molecule: messenger RNA, 3003 nt
Organism: Trichomycterus rosablanca
Lineage: Eukaryota; Metazoa; Chordata; Actinopteri; Siluriformes; Trichomycteridae
Gene: hoxb3a
Product: homeobox B3a
Exons: 3
Coding region: 160-1410 (416 amino acids)
Biological process (GO): regulation of transcription by RNA polymerase II; embryonic skeletal system morphogenesis; anterior/posterior pattern specification
Cellular component (GO): nucleus
Molecular function (GO): RNA polymerase II cis-regulatory region sequence-specific DNA binding; DNA-binding transcription factor activity, RNA polymerase II-specific
Source: RefSeq, a predicted model, not a curated record